Molecule: messenger RNA, 3007 nt
Organism: Zea mays
Lineage: Eukaryota; Viridiplantae; Streptophyta; Magnoliopsida; Poales; Poaceae
Product: exocyst complex component SEC15A
Exons: 3
Coding region: 386-2758 (790 amino acids)
Biological process (GO): exocytosis; Golgi to plasma membrane transport; intracellular protein transport
Cellular component (GO): exocyst; membrane
Source: RefSeq, a predicted model, not a curated record
CUCUAGGACUAAGAGAGAGAGAGGGUGAUAGAGAGCGUUUAGCGGUUAUGGAGCAAACCUUGUAGAGGGAGGCGGGGAAUGGGUAAAUCGCGCGCGACUCCUGCGGAUCCACCGGUCACCCACGCCUUCUCCGGCCUCACAAAUGAAAAACCUAUUUUUGGUCCUCUCUUUCUCUCUCUCCCCCCGAGAAGGGUACGACGAUCGAGUUCGGUUCUGCUUCCUUCCGGCUCGCCACCUCCGCGGCCACCGGCGCCGGCGCCGGCGCGAUAUCUACACACGGGCGAGAUCUCGCGUUCAUUUGCAGUGCGGUGGCUCGUUGCGUCGCUGCUAUAUCAUCUGAACAGAGAAGAAGGCGACCGGAUCCUGCAGCAAAGGCAGUUGAACAAUGACUGCUCAGCCAAUGAAGAGGGCUAUUGUGGAGAGUGGAGAUGGAGGUCUUGGUUUGGGAAUUGCUACAUUCAUUGCAAACGGUGAGGAUUUGGGUCCCAUCAUUCGUCAUUCGUUUGAGUCUGGGAAACCUGAAGCGCUGAUGCAGAACCUUAGAAGCAUUGUGAAGAAGAAGGAAGUUGAGAUCGAAGAGCUAUGCAGGCUUCACUACGAGGAUUUCAUCCUUGCUGUGGAUGAACUACGUGGUGUGUUAGUCGACGCCGAUGAGUUGAAGGGCAUGCUAUAUGGCGAGAAUUCACACCUGCAGGAGGCUUCUGCUGACCAACUCCUGAAGCUCGACGAACUUCUUGAGCUAUACUCUGUGAAGAAAAACGUUGGGGAGGCCAUAACAACGCUGAAGAUAUGUGUGGAGGUGUUCAGCUUGUGCAUGACAUGCAACAAUUUCAUUGCCGAAGCUAAGUUCCAUCCUGCACUUAAGACACUGGACCUGAUCCAGAAAGGCUACCUGCGAAACAUUCCUUUGAAGCUUGUUAAGAAGGUGGUGGCGAGGCAGAUCCCACUGAUAAAGCUGCACAUAGAGAAGAAAGUCUGUAGCGAGUUCAACGAUUGGCUCGUCCAUAUAAGAAGAAUGGCCAAGCAGAUUGGGCAGGCCUCCAUAAGCCAGGCGUCGUCGGCUCGCCAAAAGGGCGAGGAGAUGCGUGCCCGGCAGAGGGAAGCCGAAGGGCAUAGCCAUGCUGGACCAGAUGAGCAUCUGUAUGCCUUGGACCUGGAGAACACGGAAGAGGAAUCGGCGCUACAUUUUGAUCUCACACCGGUUUAUCGGGCGCACCACAUGCACACAUGUCUUGGGAUGGAGGACAAGUUCAGAGACUAUUACUACAAGAACAGGCUCAUGCAACUCAACUUGGACAUGCAGAUCUCCACUUCGCAGCCCUUCUUGGAGUCCCAUCAACCCUUCCUUGCCCAGGUAGCUGGGUUCUUUAUAGUCGAAGAACGUGUUCUUCGAACCGCAGAUGGAUUGCUGUUGGAGAGUCAGGUGGAAACAACAUGGGAGACAGCUAUUGGCAAGAUAACGUCUAUACUGGAGGAACAGUUCUCUCGCAUGCGUACAGCCAGCCACUUGCUUCUCAUAAAAGACUAUGUCACUCUUCUAGGCGCAGCUGUGAACAAGUACGGCUAUCGAAUCACACAGCUGAUUGAAGUUCUGGAGAAGAGUAGGGACAAAUACCACCAGCUGCUGCUUCUUGAUUGCCGGAAGCAGAUAGACGACGUCCUUACUAAUGACUCGUACGAGCAGAUGGUUAUAAAGAAGGAAUACGAGUACAGCAUGAAUGUGACAGCGUUUCAUCUGGAACACGAUGAUGCGAUCCCUGAUUUCCCAUACGUGACAUCCUUCUCCUCUUCCGUUCCAGAUGUCUGCCGCAUCGUCCGGUCCUUCAUCGAGGAUUCCGUCAGCUACUUGUCAUACGGCGGUCUCAUGAACAUCUACGAUGUGGUGAAAGCAUACCUAGACCGGCUGCUGAUCGAGGUGCUGAACGACAGCCUUCUGAACAUGAUAUACGCUCGUUCCCUGGGCAUGUCGCAGAUGAUGCAGCUCGCUGGAAACAUAUCGGUCCUUGAGCAAGCAUGCGGCAUGUACCUGCUGCACUCCGCCCAGCUGUGCGGCAUCCCGAAGCGUGUCGCCGAGAGGUCCCAUUCCGGCCUGACUGCUCGAGCGGUCCUCAAGGCCUCGCAGAACGCGGUGUACAACGCGCUGAUAAACCUGACCAAUUUCAAGGUCGACGAGUUCAUGGUGCUCCUGGAAGAGGUGAACUGGAUAGCGGAGGAAGCCCCCGACAACGCGAACGACUACAUGAACGAGGUCCUGAUCUACCUCGAAACGCUGGUGUCGACGGCGCAGGAGAUCCUGCCUCUGGAAGCUCUGUACAAGGUGGUUUCUGGUGCCAUGAGCCACAUCUCGGACUCCAUAAUGACCACGCUCCUGAACGACGGCGUGAAGAGGUUCACCGUCAACGCGGUCUUAGGGAUCGAUAUUGACCUGAAGACGCUGGAAGCAUUCGCGGACGACAAGUUCGACAGCACGGGGCUGUCAGAUCUGGGCAAGGAGACGACUUUCAGGGACUGUUUGGUUGAGAUCAGGCAGCUCACGAAUCUCCUGCUCAGCAGCCAGCCUGAGAACUUCAUGAACCCGGUGAUCAGGCAGAGGAACUACGGGUCUCUGGACUACAAGAAGCUGGCCAUCAUUUGUGAGAAGUACAAGGACUCUGCAGACAGUCUGUUCGGAAGCCUUUCAAACCGGAACACCCCCCAGCAGAGUGCCCGUAAGAAAUCUAUGGACGUCUUGAAGAGAAGGCUUAAGGAUUUUAGCUAAGGAAUAAAUUGCUGGCACUAGCAUAUAGUAUCUAUCUUUUAGAUUUCAACUUCCUCGACUACUUUUCUAGGUAGGUCGAUUUGUCUUUGUAGGUGAAGUGUCGAUUUGUCUGUGAGAGUGAGACCACAUGAAGCUAGAGAGAGAAGAUGCCAAUAAGCUAUUCAGGCUGCCGCUGCUUCGUGCUUCCGUUCCACUGGCCGGGUGGCUUGAUUGUUUAUGCAGACUUGGCUAAUAAGCUAUUCAGAGCUA